This is a messenger RNA of Phragmites australis (common reed), 2151 nucleotides long. Its product is annotated as probable protein phosphatase 2C 33. The coding region runs from base 313 to 1608 and encodes 431 amino acids. Gene Ontology annotation, biological process: protein dephosphorylation. The record is from RefSeq and is a predicted model, not a curated record. Gene Ontology annotation, molecular function: protein serine/threonine phosphatase activity. The transcript is spliced from 7 exons. Lineage: Eukaryota; Viridiplantae; Streptophyta; Magnoliopsida; Poales; Poaceae.
CCCCGGCUAAAAUCACAACAGCCUCCUCCGACUUCUCACUCUGAUCGGCUGCGUGAACUCCUCGUCCCCAUUUCUCGUCCCUUCUCUUCUCUGUUCACCACCCUCGCCGAAUUCUCCAAAUCCCAGCUCGUCGCCGACGGCAUUGCGUCGCCAUUGCCUCUGAAUCCGAGUGCGUGUCGCGUGAUCCCAGAUCCACCUCGGAGUCUUCCCCUCCGUCGCCUCCGACCCGAGCUUUCCGGGGCAAGAAAUGGUUCCGUUUCGGCGGGUUCUAGGGAGGGUGCUUCAUCUGUAGGACUGCGGCGAGAGGCUGCGAUGGCGAGCUCCGUCAGGGAGGGGAAGCUGCCACCGGCUCUGCCUCUGGCCACGCUGAUCGGCCGCGAGCUCCGCGGCGACAGCUCCGAGCGCCCGCUCGUGCGGUGCGGCCACUCCAGCUUCGCCAAGCGCGGCGAGGACUACUUCCUCGUCAAGCCCGACUGUCUCCGCGUCCCCGGCGACCUUUCGUCCGCCUUCUCCGUCUUCGCUGUGUUCGACGGGCACAAUGGCGUGUCGGCGGCGGUGUUCAGCAAGGAGCACUUGCUGGAGCACGUGAUGAGCGCCGUGCCGCAGGGAAUCAGCCGCGAGGACUGGCUACACGCGCUGCCGCGCGCGCUCGUCGCGGGAUUCGUCAAGACAGACAUUGACUUCCAGCGCAAGGGGGAAACGUCAGGGACAACGGCGACCCUGGUUGUCGUUGAUGGAUUCACGGUCACUGUGGCGUCGGUGGGAGACUCUAGGUGCAUUCUGGAUACACAGGGCGGCGAGGUCUCGUUGCUUACUGUGGAUCACCGGCUAGAGGAGAAUGCAGAGGAGCGGGAGCGUGUUACGGCGAGUGGAGGGGAGGUCAGCCGGCUUAACCUCUGUGGUGGACAGGAGGUGGGUCCUCUCCGAUGCUGGCCAGGUGGAUUGUGCCUUUCGAGAUCAAUUGGGGAUACUGAUGUCGGGGAGUUUAUCGUGCCGAUUCCACAUGUCAAGCAAGUGAAGCUCCCAAAUACUGGUGGAAGGCUAAUAAUUGCAUCAGAUGGAAUAUGGGACGCUGUGUCCUCAGAGACUGCUGCUCAGGCAUGUCGGAGAUUGCCUGCGGAACUGGCUGCAAAGCUUGUUGUUAAGCAAGCUCUGAAGACAAGCGGAUUGAAAGAUGACACCACAUGUGUGGUUGUUGACAUCAUCCCAUCUGAUCAUUGUUCAACACCACCACCAUUGUCUUCAAAGAAAAAUCAGAACAAGUUGAGGUCUCUUCUUUUUGGUAGGAGAUCACAUAGUUCUGUCGGAAAGCUUGGAGGUAAAUCUGCUUCAUUUGAUCCUGUGGAAGAAUUAUUUGAGGAGGGAUCUGCAAUGUUGGAAGAAAGGUUGGGUCGGAAUCUUCCAUCUAAAGCAAAUUUUCCCCCAUUUCGCUGUGCGAUCUGCCAAGUGGACCAAGAACCAUUCGAAGGUUUAAUGAUGGACAAUGUAGGUGGCUGCUGCUCUGCCCCAUCAACACCAUGGGGUGGUCCUUAUCUUUGUUCAGACUGUAGGAAAAAGAAGGAUGCAAUGGAAGGUAAAAGAUCUAGCCGCUCAACAACUUGCAGGUGAAAUUGCUAAUAGGAAUCACUGGUCCCUGUCCAUGCAAACUGGUCUUCUGGUUCAGUUUUGUGCUCCAUGUAAAAAGAGGAGAAUAAUCCAUUUGCUGUUGAAUUCAAGUAUUAUUUCGUGAAACUAACUGCAGUCUAGCCUGAACUGAACAAAAUCGGAUGCUAACAAGCUUGGUAUCUACCAACAGCGAGGUGAAAUUUUUUGUUCUCUGGGAAGGUAGAUGACAGAAUUUCAGGUCUGUAGUCUUUUGAACCUUAGUAUGUAAAGUUAAUUCACUAGCUUAGCGAUGUUUGAGAACGUGAUGUCUCCUCGUUGCUACUUUGGAAUAUAUUUUGUAUGGAGCCAAACAUAUUAAUGUUUUAUUCCACCCUGAUCAACUCUAUGACAGUAUUUGGUGCUCGACUGGACUGGCUCUCGUUGUGUUUCUUUCCACUUCUCUUUUGGAUCCCAUCUGCGAGUAUAUAAUGCUCAAACUUAGAUGCCAGUUUAUGUUGUGUGCCAUUUAUGUUGAUGAGCUUCGCUCUCCUGAAAAACCUUAUGUCC